AUGGUUGUCACUCCAAAGAGAGGCUAUGAGAAGACAGAUGAUGUUUCAGAGAAAACUUCUCUAGCUGAUCAAGAGGAACUGAGAACUAUAUUCAUCAAUCAGCCCCAGCUAACCAAAUUCUGCAAUAAUCAUGUCAGCACUGCAAAGUACAACAUAAUCACAUUCCUGCCAAGGUUCCUUUAUUCCCAGUUCAGAAGAGCUGCUAAUGCAUUUUUUCUUUUUAUUGCAUUACUUCAGCAAAUACCAGAUGUAUCACCGACAGGCCGUUACACAACAUUGGUCCCUCUUUUAUUUAUUUUAGCUGUCGCUGCAGUGAAGGAGAUAAUAGAGGAUAUUAAAAGGCAUAAAGCUGAUAAUGCAGUGAACAAGAAACAAACUCAAGUACUACGAAAUGGUGCAUGGGAGAUUGUCCACUGGGAAAAGGUGGCAGUAGGGGAAGUAGUGAAAGUGACCAAUGGGGAACAUCUCCCAGCUGAUCUCAUCAGUCUGUCAUCAAGUGAACCACAAGCUAUGUGCUACAUUGAAACAUCUAACUUAGAUGGUGAGACAAACUUAAAAAUUCGACAGGGUUUGCCACUAACAUCAGACAUAAAGGACAUAGAAAACCUGAUGAGACUUUCAGGCAGAAUAGAAUGUGAGAGCCCAAACCGACAUCUCUAUGACUUCGUUGGAAACAUCAGACUGGAUGGGCAUGGUACUGUUCCGUUGGGAUCUGAUCAGAUUCUGCUACGAGGAGCUCAGCUGAGAAAUACUCAGUGGGUUCAUGGGAUAGUUGUCUAUACGGGACAUGACACAAAACUUAUGCAGAAUUCAACAAGUCCACCUCUUAAAAUGUCUAAUGUGGAACGAAUUACGAAUAUUCAGAUUUUGAUUCUGUUCUGCAUCCUUAUUGCCAUGUCUUUGAUUUGCUCAAUUGGUUCAGCUAUAUGGAAUCAAAGGCAUACUGGGAGAGACUGGUAUCUUGAUCUAAACUAUGGUGGAGCAAGCAACUUUGGAUUGAAUUUCUUGACUUUUAUCAUACUCUUCAAUAAUCUUAUUCCAAUCAGUUUGUUGGUUACACUUGAAGUUGUUAAAUUUAUCCAGGCUUAUUUCAUAAAUUGGGAUGUAGACAUGCACUAUGAGCCUACAGACACUGCUGCGAUGGCUCGUACUUCUAAUCUCAAUGAAGAACUUGGACAGGUCAAAUACAUAUUUUCUGACAAAACGGGUACCCUGACAUGCAACGUCAUGCAAUUUAAGAAGUGUACUGUAGCAGGAAUUGCUUAUGGCCAUUGCCCUGAGCCUGAGGAUUAUAGUGUUCCUUCAGAUGAUUGGCAGGGCUCACAAAAUGGAGAAGAAAAAACAUUUAGUGACACAUCAUUACUGGAGAAUCUUCAAAACAAUCAUCCAACUGCACCUAUAAUAUGUGAGUUUUUGACAAUGAUGGCAGUGUGUCAUACAGCAGUUCCAGAAAGAGAAGGUGAUAAAAUUAUAUAUCAAGCAGCAUCUCCAGAUGAAGGAGCAUUGGUCAGAGCAGCCAGGCAUCUUCGUUUUGUAUUCACUGGAAGGACACCUGACUCAGUAAUCAUAGAGUCUCUGGGACAGGAAGAGAGAUAUGAACUGCUAAAUGUCCUGGAAUUUACAAGCUCUAGGAAGAGAAUGUCAGUGAUAGUUCGCACACCUUCGGGAAAGUUAAGACUCUACUGCAAAGGAGCCGAUACUGUAAUUUAUGACCGUCUUGCUGAAAGUUCAAAAUACAAAGAAAUCACCUUAAAACAUCUAGAGCAGUUUGCUACAGAAGGCUUAAGAACUCUGUGUUUUGCUGUGGCUGAGAUUUCAGAAAGUGAUUAUCAAGAGUGGUUAGAUGUCUAUCACCGUGCUUCUACAGCUAUUCAAAACAGAGCACUCAAACUUGAGGAGAGCUAUGAACUAAUUGAAAAAAAUCUUCAGCUGCUUGGAGCAACAGCAAUUGAAGAUAAACUACAAGACAAAGUGCCUGAAACCAUAGAGACACUUAUGAAGGCAGACAUAAAAAUUUGGAUACUUACUGGGGACAAACAAGAGACUGCCAUUAACAUCGGUCACUCCUGUAAACUUUUGAGAAAAAACAUGGGACUAAUUGUUAUAAAUGAAGGCUCCCUUGACGGAACGAGAGAGACACUUAGCCAUCAUUGCAGUACUCUUGGUGAUGCUUUAAGGAAGGAAAAUGAUUUUGCUCUCAUCAUUGAUGGUAAAUCUCUGAAAUAUGCUUUGACAUUUGGAGUGAGACAAUAUUUCCUGGAUUUGGCUUUGUCAUGUAAAGCUGUUAUUUGUUGCAGGGUAUCACCACUUCAAAAAUCUGAAGUUGUAGAAAUGGUUAAAAAACAAGUUAAGGUAGUGACUCUAGCAAUUGGUGAUGGAGCAAAUGAUGUUAGUAUGAUACAAACAGCACAUGUUGGUGUUGGUAUUAGUGGGAAUGAAGGUCUACAGGCUGCUAAUUCUUCAGACUACUCAAUUGCUCAGUUCAAGUAUUUGAAGAACUUGUUGCUGGUUCACGGAGCCUGGAAUUAUAACAGAGUAGCUAAAUGCAUCUUGUAUUGUUUCUACAAGAAUAUAGUCCUUUAUAUUAUUGAGGUCUGGUUUGCAUUUGUCAAUGGCUUUUCUGGACAGAUUCUUUUUGAAAGAUGGUGUAUAGGUCUUUACAAUGUGAUGUUUACAGCAAUGCCUCCACUAACUCUUGGAAUAUUUGAGAGAUCCUGCCGAAAAGAAAACAUGCUGAAAUAUCCUGAGUUAUACAAGACUUCCCAGAAUGCACUGGACUUUAAUACUAAGGUUUUCUGGGUUCAUUGUUUAAAUGGCCUCUUCCACUCAUUCAUUCUGUUUUGGUUUCCACUAAAAGCCCUCCAGCAUGGUACCGUAUUUGGCAGUGGUAAAACUUCAGAUUACCUGCUCCUGGGUAACACUGUAUACACUUUUGUGGUUCUAACUGUGUGUUUGAAGGCUGGAUUAGAGACCUCAUAUUGGACUUUGUUCAGCCAUAUAGCUAUCUGGGGCAGCAUAGCACUUUGGGUAGUGUUUUUUGGAAUCUACUCUUCUUUGUGGCCAGUCAUUCCCAUGGCACCUGAUAUGUCAGGAGAGGCAGCUAUGAUGUUCAGUUCUGGAGUGUUUUGGAUGGGACUUCUGUGUAUUCCUAUGACAGCUUUACUUUUUGAUGUAGUAUACAAAGUAGUAAAGAGAACUACUUUUAAGACACUGGUAGAUGAAGUUCAGGAGUUGGAAGCAAAAUCUGAAGAUCCUGGGGCAGUUGUGCAUGGGAAGAGCUUAACUGAAAGAGCCCAACUACUGAAGAACGUUUUUAAGAAGAACCAUGUGAACUUGUAUCGCUCUGACUCGCUGCAGCAAAACUUGCUUCAUGGCUAUGCCUUUUCUCAAGAUGAAAAUGGAAUCGUUUCCCAGUCUGAAGUAAUAAGAGCUUAUGAUACCACGAAACAAAGGCCUGAGGAAUGGUGAAGGAACACAGCUCAAGAUUUAGGCCUUAGUAGUUACUUUUGAGACAGACUACUAGAUCUUUGCUGGGAGCUGUGACCAUGGCCCAGUUAUCAGAUCUAUGAUAGUCUUGUUCCAUAAAGUUUGGAUUUGUGUAUUCAGUAGACAUAAGCACUGUGCAACAAUACUGUAAAACACCAUCUCUAAAUUUUAUAACAAGUAUUUGCUUAGCCUUUGUAAACAGAUUGGAAUUUAUCUUGUAUCUUGCCAGCUUGCUUAUUUUACAAUGAAAGUGAUUCAAUUCUGGUCAUAUACUUGGAAGCAAUGGUCAGAUCGCUAAACAUACUUUACAUAAACAGACCAUUAGCAUCUGUGAAGGUUUUUAAGUGUUAAUAUAUUUAAAUAUGGUUGAUAACAAGCCUUUGAUUUCAACAAGUGCUGAAAAAAAUACCAUCUUAAUGGUGUUCAUUCACCUUCAAGAAAAAUUUUGAGUCAAGAUGUUUAUAGACAUUUGUGUCAAACAAACCUAAAAACAUUUGCCAAAGAAGUUCCAUAAAUGUCUUCUGUUGUUAGAAAUAAUUUUAAAAGAAAUUAACUCCAGUCCUGAUCUCAGAACUACAUGCUUGAGUCUCCACACUUGAGGAGAAAGAUUUACAGUACAGUGUGUCUGGCCUUUAUGGCAUUUGCUUUCAAAACUGCAAGUCUUUGCACCUUUGGCCUUAUACAAGCUUUCCCCUUAUUUUCAUUUAGUAUUGCAUAUGUUGAAAAUGGCUGCCACCUUGAAAAUUUGAGUACACAUAUUAUUUUGUUCAAUUUUUAAUAAUUGCUCUGCCUUACUUCCCUUUAGCAAACAUUAAUUAUUUUUGCGAUGCUUAGUUGUAUCUGCUUACACUGUAGGUUCAAAAGAAAAUUUGUUUUAACUUAUUUUUUAAAAAGUUAAAUUUUGAGUUUUUUAUAUUAAAUUAUUUGAAAUGUAUACACUGAAAUAGAGAGCAAAGCAUGCCCUUCACUAGUCUGUGGUAUGUACUGUUUUAUUUGCACUAAAUCCACUUCCUAUAAAGGUGUGAAAUACAUUGCAGCAGCCUCUUUACAACUUACUGGUCAUGCAGAAUACCUGUAUACUCUCACCUUUAAUGAAGAAUGGAGAGGAAGUGACUGCAGAAAAAGAUAGAUGCCUGGUUUAAGGAAAAAAAAAAGAGGGAGGUGUUAAAUGAGAACAUUGUGAUGGCUUUUUAAAGUAGUUAUAAAUGGUAUUUCUCAGCUUCCCAUGCAACAACCAUCAGGUUU
Molecule: messenger RNA, 4731 nt
Organism: Athene cunicularia (burrowing owl)
Lineage: Eukaryota; Metazoa; Chordata; Aves; Strigiformes; Strigidae
Gene: ATP8A1
Product: ATPase phospholipid transporting 8A1
Exons: 37
Coding region: 1-3468 (1155 amino acids)
Biological process (GO): phospholipid translocation
Cellular component (GO): plasma membrane
Molecular function (GO): magnesium ion binding; ATPase-coupled intramembrane lipid carrier activity; ATP hydrolysis activity
Source: RefSeq, a predicted model, not a curated record